This is a messenger RNA of Melanotaenia boesemani (Boeseman's rainbowfish), 1784 nucleotides long. Its product is annotated as coagulation factor VII. Gene Ontology annotation, molecular function: serine-type endopeptidase activity; calcium ion binding. Bases 117 to 1610 code for a protein of 497 amino acids. Lineage: Eukaryota; Metazoa; Chordata; Actinopteri; Atheriniformes; Melanotaeniidae. The transcript has 10 exons. The record is from RefSeq and is a predicted model, not a curated record. Gene Ontology annotation, biological process: proteolysis; blood coagulation. Gene Ontology annotation, cellular component: extracellular region.
GUCCUCAGUUGUUCCUGUGGAAAUCAGUGGCUCAUCCGUCCUAACGGGAGACCACCAGGGACAACCAGAGACCACCAGGGACAACCAGGGACAACCAGGGACAACCAGGGACAGACAUGCUGCCGUCCAUGACAAUGACUCUGAGCAUAUGUGCCAUGUGGACCUGUUCCACGCUGAUCCAGUGUUCAGUAUUUCUGGACCAUCCAGCUGCCACCCAGAUGCUGCACUCCUCCACCAGGAGGCGCCGUGCUAACUCCAUCCUGGAGGAGAUCCUGCCAGGAAACCUGGAGAGGGAGUGCUAUGAGGAAACCUGCUCCCAGGAGGAGGCUGCUGAGAUCUUUCAGAACCACGAGAAGACGAUGGAGUUUUGGUACAGAUACACGAAUCUAAACUCCUGUCAUGCUAACCCCUGUCUGAAUGGAGGCAUCUGCAGUCUGGACCAGGGAGACUUCAUGUGUCUGUGUCCUCCCCAAUACCACGGCAAGACCUGCAACUCAGUGGUGGUGGAGUGUCGCUAUAGAAACGGUGGCUGCCUGCAGUACUGCAGAGACCUGGCAGGUGGAGCUGGAGUUCAGUGUGGCUGCGCUGAUGGAUUCAGACUGGAGUCUGACGGAAAGAGCUGCUCGCCCACAGUGGCAUUUCCCUGUGGUCGCCAGCAGAUGGUGGCGUUGUAUCAUGGCCGCUCACUGUGGGGCUCCCCUGAUGUAAAUGCUACCAUGGAGACAGAAACCAUGAUGGACACCAACAUGACCCACAGUUUGGUUCCUGAACUUAACAUCACAGAGAAGUGGGACGAGGCUAAGACAGUAAAGGCAACAUCUGCGGAGACAUCAGGAAACCAGACGGAGGUGGAGGAGGCGGCGAGGGUGGGGUUCACCCCUCGUAUUGUGGGGGGUCACCUGGAGAGACGAGGCGGGAGUCCCUGGCAGGUUCUGAUCCACAGGUCUGAUGGUUUCGGUUUCUGUGGAGGGACUCUGGUUUCGGACCGAUGGGUAGUUUCUGCUGCUCACUGCUUUGAAGAGUCGGCAGACUACGUUACCAUAGGGGACCUUGAUAAGCAGCGUCCUGAUCCAGGUGAGCAGCUGAUAAAGAUCCAGGAGGUUAUCCUUCAUCCUCAUUUUCACUCCUUCACCUUCGACAGUGACAUCGCUCUCCUUUACCUCACCCAGCCGGUCCUCAGGGGCCCCACGGCAGCCCCUGCCUGCUUGCCUGAUGCCCACCUGUCCAAAUACCUGUUGAAGGAUGAGAAUCGGGGGGUGGUGUCGGGCUGGGGGGCCACUGAGCACCUGGGUCUUUCCUCCCGGUUCCUGAAGAAGGUGACACUCCCGGUGGUCAGCUACCAGGCCUGCACCACCACCAUUGAACAGGUAAUCACAGACAACAUGUUCUGUGCGGGUUACCUGGACAUGAGCCUGGAUGCCUGCAGCGGAGACAGUGGGGGUCCGUUUGUGGUCCACUACAGAGGAACCUGGUUCCUGACCGGCGUGGUCAGCUGGGGGGAAGGGUGCGCCGCCCUGGGGAAGUUAGGAGUCUACACCCGGCUGGGAAACUUUCUGAACUGGAUCAGAGAAAACAUGGACAGGAUGGACCUGAACAGCACCAAGAGCUGAGGAACCCUGUAGUCCACGGGUCAGCAACUUGGGCCAAAAUUACAUCAUCAUCAGGCAAAACAUGAUUUUUCCUACGGGGGAAAAAUAAAUCAUAUCUUUUCUAUUAUAUCUUGUACAAAAUCUUCAUUUAAUAAAGUUAUUUAUUCAGAAUCAACAUAAUUUGCUCCAGAUUGU